AUGCCAAGGAAACCUCAGUACACCGUUAGUACUGCAUCCGAAACUGCAGCUGUCCCUAAUAGUCAAACUCACGCUACUCCGCACACGGAUAGAACGCGAGAUACGGGAGCAAAUACUUCAAGUGCACAGCGACGUGCUAGAGCGCCUCUACCUCCGCAUUCUGAUGAAGUUUUAGAUGACUAUUCAGAAAAUGAAGACUAUGACCCGGAGGCGGAUGAGGUCGAGUCGUUCGAUGACCAUGUUGACGAUUUAUUUGCCGCACAUGAAGUUGAACGUCAAGAAAAUGAUGUGACUUCUUGUAUGGAGCUGACUAUUAAGGAGGCAUUAGCACUUCUUCUUGGAAAGAAGAUUGUACUAAACCAUAACGGAGAGUUGCAACAAGUUGGUCAGGCAGCGGGCCUAUUGAGCAGGUUCUUGGGGACAUUGGGGUCUGAUUUUCAACAGUUACCAAUUUGUGAAAAAAGUUGGAAGGCAAUGAGCAAGACUUCCAAGGAGCAUGCGUUUGACCAGGUUAAGCGAGUCUUCCACUAUGAGGACAAUGGAAGAGGGAGGAUAAAGCAAGGAAUUGUACAAAGAAUAGGAAGAUCCUGGAAGAAUGCAAGAAAUCAUUUGUUCCAUAAGGUUUAUGACGAAGAACUAACUUUUGAGCAAAAUAUCAAGCGUAAGCCACCAGGAAUAGAGGCAAAUCACUGGAAAAAGUUUAUUCAAUAUCGGUUGGACGAGGACACACAGGAGAAGUGUAGAAAAAUGCCAUUAAUCAUUCAAAGCAACUGUACACACAUACCGAAGGGAAGGCCUAUUGGUAGAGGAGAGGGAUGGACCAUGAGUCAUAAAAAAAGAAUGAAAGCAAUUGAACAUAUUGAGAGCCAAGACCCCUCCAGCAAGGAAUUUUCACAGAAUGAUUCCCUUGCACAAGUGUUUGGAAAGGAGCACCUAGGAAGAGUUUGUGGACUCGGUUUUGGUCCAUGUCUCAGUCAGUGUUUUCGUAACAUUCUACAACAGUCUGACUACGGUGUACAGAUUAAGGAGUAUCAGAUGAAGAUUGUAAAACUUAAGGCAGAGGCAGCAGAACUCAAGGUAGUAGCAGCAGAGUAA
Messenger RNA from Arachis duranensis, 1095 nucleotides. RefSeq lists its product as uncharacterized. The record is from RefSeq and is a predicted model, not a curated record. Lineage: Eukaryota; Viridiplantae; Streptophyta; Magnoliopsida; Fabales; Fabaceae. The coding region runs from base 1 to 1095 and encodes 364 amino acids. The transcript has 8 exons.